GUUCUGUGGUUCUCUGGGGCAUGCUUUUAAUUUUAGGUUAUGGUUUUGAAUUUCAAAAUAAAUAAAAUUAUUUUACAUUUUUAGAAUGUUUGGAAUGUUGUAACUUUAAAAAAUAUUUUGUAUAUCGUCAAAAUGAGUCUUGAGGAUGAACUAUUAAUCCAGUUAAACAGUGAGAAGGAAACGUUUACAAAAAAAUUACAAUAUGCUACAAACUUUUUCAAAUCGUCUGAAUUACCCGUAGAAUGUAAAAUUAUUCUUUUGAAAUGGAUUUUAAGUAAAACUGAUGAAAGCGUAGAAAUUUGGAUAACUCUUCAAAAUUGGUUGAACUCUAAUAGUUUUAAAGAGAUUACCAGAAAUGAGAUCAGUAGUAAAGACGUGAAGGCUAUUGUUGAAAUGAUAAUUAUAAAAAUAAAUUCAGAAAAUGAAGACAUAAGUAUUACAAGCAUAGUUUGUAAUAUUGUAACUAUUAUUUUGCGAAAUAGAACAUUUGAGCAAUAUUUUAAGAUUGACUUAGAAGUUUAUUUAAAAUUGAUUAACUGUACUUUGCUAAGGAUUGAAUGUUCUAACCAGAUAAUAGAUUUUAUAAACUCACACUUGUUUUAUAAAAGUUUAUUGAAUGCACAUGAUUUUAUGGAACAUUUUGUAAAUAUUAUAUUUCCAACCCUCGUUAAAAUUGCAGUAAAGUUUGAUAACAGAAAUGUGUUUCUUCAAAUAUCAAGAGUAGUUCAGAAAUGUAUAUUUUAUAAUAACCACAGAAACUUUGGCAAUUUUAUAAAUAAAAUUUUUGGAAGUGAUGAUCCAGAUCAGUGUGAAUUACAAAUAUUAUUAAAAUAUUUAUCCAACACCUUUCAAUUGAAUAAAAAAUCAGUGGAGUUUUACUUCAAGCUUGCCUUUCAUGGUUGUACAGUUUGUUAUGAAAGUGAUUCUUUAUUGAUCUAUAAGUUUUUUCUUAUUUUAAUUCACACAGUUGGAUUUAAGUAUGAACUAAUACCUUUGAACAAUAGUUUAAUACAUAAUUCAUCUGAAAUACAACACACUAAAAAGUCAUAUAAGAUUUUACUAGAAUUACUAGGAAUUCUGGAAGAAACUAAACUUGAAACAAAUUGCAAAAUUAAUGAAAUUAAUGUGACGGAAUUGUUAAAAACUAUCUUAAUUGAAUCUAUUAUAAUCCAUAAACAAUCGAAAACUAAUUAUCAAAUAGUUAAGAAAAUAAUUUUGUUAGAUCCUACUAUAUCACAAGUACUUACUGAACAUAUUUUAAAUUAUUCUUUAUUGUCAAAUAAAACUGAUCAUGAAGAAGAAUAUGAAGAAUUAAUGUUAAUAAUUCUUGAAGUAUUUUCAAAAUUGCAUAGAACUGAAAAUUUUGUUUCAAAACUAGUGGUUGUAUUAAAUAACUAUUUUGAUAGUGCUGAGAGGGUAGUUGAUUUACAAGAUCUGAAAAUGGAAAAUGUUUUAACUAUGAAAAUUUUACAAUCUUUCUCAAGAAAUAUUCAAAGUUUGGCAAGCUGGCAAGUAAUUAAUGUGUUUAAAACUUUUAUAUUUGCAUUCAGAAGAUUACUAGAAAAUAAAAGUAAAGAAGUAGAAAGUGAUACAGAUGCUCAUUCUCUUCAUUUAGAAUUUUUGAGUGAGCUGAUUGGAGUGUUUUUAUCAAGUAUACGAGUAGCAGAGCACACUGUUGCUGCCAAUGUAGUUGAAAAAACUAAAAAAUGCCUUAAAGAGUUAGAAGACUUGUUACAUACAUUUGGAAAACAGAUUUUAAAUAGGAAACAUAAUUGUAGUCUCAUGAGGUCUUUCUUAAACAUAGCUAACUAUUGGGCAGAAGUGGGUAUUGUUUUAAAAUACUAUUCAGUCAACCAGGAUGAUGUUCAAAAAAAAACACUUGAGAACAAUUUUUCAGCUUGUAAUAUAACAUAUUUACAUCCAUAUUUGAGUGUUGAAGAAUGGUGUCUAAUAUCAGAAAGAAUAAAUAAUUUUGGAGAAAUUGCUUGCAAACAUUUAUUGCAUAAAUUAUUUAUACAAAAAGUUCGAGCCUUAAGCAUUUUUGAACAAAAAAUAAAUGAUGAAAUCUUAGUGGAUUUAUCCAGAUAUUUGACAUCCGAUUUAGAAAAUAGCUGGAAGGAUAUACUCCAAAAUAAAUUGUUGACAAACAUUUUAAUACCAACAUUGGAUCCAAGUUCAAAAAACUUUAUAGCUGAAAAAUUUGUAGUUGGUAUGAAGGAUUUUGAAAACUUGAAUAAAAAUCUGCAUAUUUUUAAUAACACUUCCAUUUUAAAUGCAGUCAUUUAUUGCACAAUUAUAAAAUGUGAUAAAAUAUUAUCUAAAAGAAAAAGAAAAUUUGAGGAUGACUCCACAGUUAUUAGUAAAAUUAGUACAAACAUUUGUAAUGUGAUGACAUUAAAUCAGUUUUAUAAUGAAGAUGAACAAAUUAACUGUAUUAACAAAAUUACAAAACUAUAUGAAUCUAGUAACAAAAUAAAUUCAGAUAUCAUUCUUAAAUUCAAUGAAAAUAAAGUUUUAGAACUCAUUGAAGUUUUUAAAAAAUUUCCAGUAAUUUUUUGUCCGGAAUUUGUUCAAAAAUUCUUCAUUUUAUAUAUUUUUUCGUUACACAAGGAUCUAAAUUCAGAAUUUGCAAAAGGGAAUUACAAAAACUUGCAAAUGCAUAUUGAAUAUUUAAUUAUAGGUGUGUUGCAGCAAUAUAAAUAUAGAUUAACCGAUAUUUUUAAUAUCAAAUCACUAUUCCAGGAAGUUCUCAGUGAUUAUGAUGAAUGGAAGGAAGUCUUUAUACUAAUUAUUGACAAUAUCUUCAAAAAUAAAGAUUCCAUAGUUGAUUAUGAGUCACUUAUUUUGCAUAUUGUCGACAAGUUACACAAUCCAAUGUACAUGCAAUGCGGUAUCAUAAUUAUAAAUACUGUUAAUAAGUUAAGAAAAGUAAAGAUGUCCAAAGAAAUAAAAACUGUUGCCGAAAAUUACAAAUCUACAAUUUGUAAUAAAAUUUGUGACUUGGUAUUAAAAAAUCAACCAAAUGAACAUUUAAUACUCGCUUACGCCUAUGUUUUGAAAACCUUCUUUGCCCAAAAUGAUGAACAGCAAAUUUCCAAAUUGUUAAAUGUCAUGACUUCCUAUAUUAAUUUUGCCUUGGAAAGGGAAGAAGAAUUUGAUAAAAUUGGAUAUUUACUUCUUUUUAAUACCGUUUUCCAAAAUAAACCAAAAAUAAAAGAGUUCGAUGAAGAUCUACCACUUAAAAUUUGGCAAAUUUGCAAAACUAAUAAGAAAGUUUUUAGUAGAAUAGAAGAAUUUUCUCAAUUAAUGUUGUUGAUGAUAUGUUACAUUUCUAACGAUCAGUUCAACCAUAUUAUUAAGGAUCUCUCAGUUCUUUCCGAACACACACUUAAGCAAAAUAACUACGAAGAAUUCGGAUUCCUUUUGAAAACCUGGGAAUCAAUUUUCACGGCAAAUAUCAACCCUAUAAAAACUAAGAAUCUGCAAGAAGAGGUUCAAAAACUAUUAAGCGAUAUUUUAGCACACCUUGAAAAUUCCGAAUACAAUAAAAAUUUUUAUAAAAAUUUAUUCAAAUUUGAAAUAUUACUUGUACAAACAAACCACUUUCAUCUUACGCCUCCCAUGAUAGACAUACUGAUUUUAAAUGUGACGAUGUUACUCGGGAAAGAAGACAUCGAUUUUCAAUUAUUUUUCAACUUGGCAAUUUCAUUAUUAUCAAAUUUAUUAAAAUAUCGAAAAUCCCUUAUCAUGGACCGAUUACCACCUUAUUUACAACAGUACAGGGCGUUAUUGAGAAGUUUAUGUCAAAAGAGCAAUUCUGAUACUCCCAUAGAUGAACAUUUUCUACGAGACCUAGCCGAUUGUGCUUAUCAACUCGAAAAAUUGACAAAAAGCUUAGCGGUUCACCAGAAAGACAUGUCCAGGAUUGCUAUGUAUUUAAUCGCCGAUAUUUUGGAGCAGUAUGAAAAAGUUACGAUUUAUCCUAAUAUUAAGAUGCAUUUAAACAACUGUAUCUACAGUUUGGUAACUAUCUGUGAUCAACAUGCUGUUUCUUAUUUGAUGCGGGUGCUGUCUAGUGCUUCUACUGAAAUAUUUAAAGUUAUGUACGAGAAUUAUAAAAAAUAUUACAGGUUUACUGGUAAAGCUUAA
Molecule: messenger RNA, 4149 nt
Organism: Psylliodes chrysocephalus
Lineage: Eukaryota; Metazoa; Arthropoda; Insecta; Coleoptera; Chrysomelidae
Source: the annotation of a GenBank genome assembly